UACCAGCCCCCCGGGGAAUCGAGAGAUUGUGGAGUUUGCAGAUGGGUGCGAAGAGCCGAGAAGCUGGCGAGCUCUAGUCAACCGUCUUAAAAGCCUCAAGAGUUGAUCUGCAUUGACUGUAUCCCUCCUCCGGCGGCAUACACUUCUCAUGCCUCUCCAGUCCGCGUAUUCCGAACCAUCCGACGACGAGCGACUACCGUCUCCUUCUGAGAGGCAACCGAGUGUUGAACAGGGCUCGCGGAGACGCAGCACGCGGGCGUGUGACCAGUGCCGUCGCACCAAGAGCAAAUGUGAGCGCGACAAGGGCGGUCCCGCCAGAAAGCCCUGCCGCGGGUGCAUCGCUUUAGGUUUACCAUGCACCUAUGCCGGUCCUAGUCAUAAACGUGGCCCACCCAAAGGGUACAUCCUGGCAAUUGAGCGCCGUCUUCACCAGGUCGAAGCGCUUCUGGGUACAAUUAUAGGUUCAGAGGAUCAGCGCGCCAGAGGCCUCAUCCAGGACCUGUCUCAAGAUGAGCUGGCGAGACAGAUAAUUCAACGAGUAGACGUUGGUCCGUUUGGCCCGAAGGGCCGCGUCGCUCACCCAUUUGGAUCUACGAAGGAAGACUUCCUAGCAUCCAUUAUGACUGGAGCAGGCGAGGAGGUCCAAGAAGCGCCCAAAGCUGAUGGAGCCUCUCCACGCUUCGAUAACCUUGCUCUGGUAAGUCCCAGUAGCACCUGGCAGGACAGUCUGCAGCGCCUCCUGCCUGGAGCUCCCGGGACGGUCUUCCCUCAGGCUGCCGUGGAUGUGCCGCCUCCGGGUAAUGGGUCGCCGGACCAUCGAACCAGACGUGCAUCGUUUCCCCUGAUGUCGAACCGUGUUUCUUCUCCAUGGAGAGUUCCAGCAGUCUCUCCCAUGAACUCGCUAUCGUCAUUGACGACGUUCCCUACGGUCUCGCCUGCGGAGCGUGUCCUGUGGGAUAAUAUUGAAGGCUUGGAGAAGAUUGACACUGAGUCUACAUCCUCCGACGAGUCCGAGCUCAAGGUGCCAGCUCGUGUGGAGGAUGUCUACAUCGAUGGCGACGCGCAGCUCCGCAUAGCCAACCGGGUCAGUGGUUUGCAAAUCCUCAACCAGUGUCGCAAAGUCCUGACAGGCGGUGGAGAAGAAAAAUCAUUCGACUGUCCAUGGCCAUCGACGGAUGCGGAGAGAGCGGCGGGCCCGCUCCCCACGUCGAAGGCGAUGCGACUUCCUCCGGAACAACAUCAACAUGAGCUUGUACGCGCCUUCUUUGAACACGUGUACCCCGCGUUCCCCGUUGUAAAUAAAGGACAGUUCCUGCGGCUGUAUCAUCAGAAAUUGAGCAAUGGUGUUCAAGUACCCCUUCACUCGAAUCUUGACCAGGCGUCGUUUGAUGUUCUCUUGCUAUCGAUGUUCGCGCUCUCAUACCGAUUCAUCAACACCUUCACGGAUGGUCUUGACUACGUUGCGGAGGCCGAGAGACUGCUAUCCUCCUUGCGCGGGCGAGCACAUACAUUUCUGUGUCAAGCCUGGCUACUGCUCGCCUAUCGUAACGUUGGAAUCGGUUGCUUGGAGGCCGGUUGGAUGCACACAGGUCUAGCCAUUCGUAUGGCCCAAGGCCUCGGUCUGCAUAGGGACACUCAGGGGCUCAUCUCCUCUGGCCUCACUUCUGAAGAGGAACGUGUGGCGCGGCAGCAAGUUUGGGCCGGGUGCAUAAUCGCCGACAGACAUCUCUCCGUUCUUCUGGGGCGACCAACUAUGAUCGACCCAGCAGACUGCGACGUUCCACCCAUAGCCAUUAGUCAGGAUAAUGCUUUGCACCUUCAAACCGAUCUCGGCCUUGGGUCAAGUCGGGUGGGAAACUCGAUUAUUCUGACGUGUUUCAAUGCUUCGCGCGCGCUGGCGGUCAUUAUCGGCGCUGUCAUAGAUCAGCUGUAUGCCAUCUCGCGCCCGACAGAUGCUGUUCUGGAGCUCCGCGCGAAGCGGUUGGAACACCAACUCUCCCAUUGGCAGCAAACGUUACCGGCCCAAGUGCAAGUUCAGGCGCUGAAUACUCUCCCACCGGCAUGCGUGCUUGAGUUGCACAUUCGUUAUUGGUGGACGGUGAUAUUGUUAUAUCGCUCAUUCGUACAAGCGCCUCUGGUCAAAGACUUCUACUCCAGCCUUGAUAGUAUUCGAUCGAAGGCGCUUGCUCUUUGCCGGGAUGCUUCGACCCAGUUGUCUGCCCUAGGUGUGUACCAACGCUUCAUGCAAGUCCCGUCUGACAGCCUGCCUUGUUAGCGUCUAUGCUGUGCAACCAGGUGCCGGAGCCCGGGUCUCCGUUCUUACCGGGUUAUAUCCUGUCUUCCGGGUAAUUUUCAUAUCUUUCUUGCUGUCUUUUGAGGCUUACCAGCUCCUUGAACGUCCAGCAUCACCGAUAUAUUGAUAUUGAGUAUCAUUCAUGACGACCACCAAGCGAAUAUAAGGCUUCAUGGA
This is a messenger RNA of Rhodofomes roseus, 2470 nucleotides long. RefSeq names its product fungal-specific transcription factor domain-containing protein. Gene Ontology annotation, molecular function: DNA-binding transcription factor activity, RNA polymerase II-specific; zinc ion binding; DNA binding. Gene Ontology annotation, biological process: regulation of DNA-templated transcription; DNA-templated transcription. NCBI's taxonomy places the organism in Eukaryota, Fungi, Basidiomycota, Agaricomycetes, Polyporales, Fomitopsidaceae. The coding region runs from base 149 to 2275 and encodes 708 amino acids. The transcript is spliced from 22 exons. The record is from RefSeq and is a predicted model, not a curated record.